This is a messenger RNA of Cornus florida, 3606 nucleotides long. RefSeq names its product serine/threonine-protein kinase STY13-like. Gene Ontology annotation, biological process: protein phosphorylation. The record is from RefSeq and is a predicted model, not a curated record. The transcript has 6 exons. Bases 689 to 1747 code for a protein of 352 amino acids. NCBI's taxonomy places the organism in Eukaryota, Viridiplantae, Streptophyta, Magnoliopsida, Cornales, Cornaceae. Gene Ontology annotation, molecular function: ATP binding; protein kinase activity.
UCGUUUCUUCAUCAGUAGUUUGUCCCCAAUGCCCCCAUGUUGACGAUAUCCGUUGCCAUGUGCAAAUUAUUAGUUUUUUUGGCUCCCACAACCACCAUUACAAUAAGAGGAAAUAUCUCCUUUGUUCUAUCCCCUCUCUCUCUCUUCAAUAUAAAUGAAGCAGAGAUUCAAUCCCUCCAAUAAUUCUGUCUGCAGAUCAAGGGUGGGGUUUGGUACUAGAAAGAUUAAAUAAUACUCAAAGCUCAUCAUCAAUUCAGUAGAAAGUUUUGAUUUUUGGUUUGGUUAAGAUUUUGCUAAUUGGUUCUCUUCCCUUGUUCCCCCUUUUGGGACUUUUUCAAUAACCCUCGUUGGGCUUUGAACUUCUCUUGGGGCUCUCUCUCUCUCUCUCUCUCCAAAAUGUGGGGUUCUACACUCUUGCCUCCUCUACAGUUGGUUUUGAUCUCUGGGUCGUGAUUUUUGAGUUGUGGGUUUUGUUGGGAGGCUUGUCAUUAUCAUCAGUACACGGACUACAAAGCAUGUCCUUUCAUAGGGUUGUUUUCACUUCAGCUUGUAUGUACUACUAUGUAAAUGGAAGAACUUGUCAAUGCCUCAGUUCAUGAAUUUUGAUGCGAGUUCUCUGUAAAUUUGUUGAUGGGUACUGGGUUUUGUUGCUGGAUUUGGUUUUAAAUCCAUUUUUUGUUUUAGAAAGAUGGAAUCUGGGAGUGAGUUUUACUCAGUUGAUGAGUUUAGGUUGGAUGCAAAAUGGAUGGUUGAUCCCAAGCAUCUUUUUGUUGGGCCAAGGAUCGGAGAGGGGGCUCAUGCCAAAGUGUACGAGGGAAAAUAUAGGAAUCAGACUGUUGCAAUUAAAAUUGUUCAUAGAGGAGAAACCCCAGAGGAAAUUCCCAAGAGAGAAGCCCAGUUUGCACGAGAGGUUGCUAUGUUGUCUAGAGUUCAACAUAAAAACUUAGCAAAGUUUAUUGGCGCUUGCAAGGAGCCUGUAAUGGUGAUAGUUAGUGAGCUUUUAUUAGGAGGGACACUGCGUAAAUAUCUGCUUAACAUGCGGCCCGGAUGCUUGGACGCACAUGUUGCGAUUGGUUAUGCACUUGAUGUUGCUCGUGCGGUGGAGUGUUUACAUUCUCAUGGUAUCAUACAUCGUGAUCUGAAACCUGAAAACUUAAUCUUGACCGGAGACCAGAGAACAGUUAAACUUGUGGAUUUUGGUUUAGCAAGAGAAGAGUCUGUAACAGAGAUGAUGACUGCUGAAACAGGGACAUACCGUUGGAUGGCUCCAGAGUUGUACAGUACGGUUACAUUGAGGCACGGAGAGAAAAAGCAUUACAACCACAAAGUAGAUACUUAUAGCUUUGCUAUUGUGUUAUGGGAGCUGUUACACAAUAAGUUGCCAUUUGAAGGCAUGUCAAACCUACAGGCAGCUUAUGCAGCUGCCUUUAAAAAUGUGAGACCUAGCUUGGAAGAUCUCCCAGAAGAAUUAGCCAUGAUUUUGAGCUCGUGUUGGGAGGAGGAUCCCAAUGCACGGCCCAAUUUCAGCCAAGUAAUACAGAUGCUCCUUCGUUAUCUUUCCACCAUCUCACCUCCCGAACAGAUGAUCCCUUCUCGGGUUUUCACCUCUGAGAACACGGUCUUGCCACCGGAAUCUCCUGGUACAAGCUCUUUGAUGGCGUUACGUAAUGACUCGGGGGAAAGCCCUACCGGAGAGAUGGAAAUCAGACAAAAGGGUUUCUUCUUCUGCUUCAACCAGUGUUACUAACCUUAAAGCCUUCUGAGGGUUCAAAAAAUGCUGCAAGGGAAGUAGCUGUAAUGUAAUACUUGUAUCUUGUUGUGAAGAACCAGCUUGUAGGAUGAAGAGGCUGCCUUAGGCUGCUGUUACUCAAUUUACCCCAGCUGUAUGGUCUUAGUUCUGAUAACUUAGUUGAUCAUUAGCUAAUGUAACAAUAAAUAAAUAAGCCAACAAUCUUGGUCUAUCAUGAAAAGACUUGCACUGAAUAGUUGGGUUUGUUGUGGUUGUUGGUUGGUUCUUGCUGGGUAAAAAAAUAACCAUUGUUGCACGGGUCUUCUGGCCGUUGAAUGUGGUAGUAGGGCUCAUAUGAUGGAUGAUCCAACCCUGGGGGUAGGGUACCGUAUUCUCAGGUAUGAUAGAAACUUAUCGGCAAGUAGGAGGUUUUUAUUUAUUUAAUAUUUUUAUUUAUUUAAUUUUUAUUUAUUAUUAUUUUUUUUUGGGAGCUAAAUUCAUAUCAAUGGGAAGUCUUUGAAUUGAGAAAGCAAUUCUCCACCACAAGAAUAUGAUAUGUUUCAGGAUUCCUCAUAACAAAACCUCCUCCGCAGGAGUAAUCCAACCCAUUCUAGGAGCAGCAGAAGGAAUCUGAUUUCAACUUUCUACUUGGAAGGUUCCAUAACCACUUUCCAAAAUUCCUGAAAAUAAUGAACAGCUUGUUCCAUGAUUAAAACAGGAUUCCAUGUAGCUCCAUUGAACCUUGUGGUUUAGUCCGUCCAAAUUUGUCCAACUAAAAAUAAAUAAAAAUAAAAAUAAAAAUAGACUCAGUAGAGCCUAAUCAGAUAUUAUAAAAACAUUCUGAACAUGGGUUUUUGAUUAAAAAAAAAAAAAAAAAAAACCUAAAACAUUAUCAUGGGUUUUGAUUGAAUUGGACUAUCAAGUGGCUUAUGGUCAUGGACUACUUAAUAAUUUAUCCGGCAUGAAAAGUUUUUCAAUUUAACUUCAGCACUCUUUGAAACAGUCAUUUUAUUAUGCAGAUGACAAACCAUGGUUUAACAUAAAGUAAAAAUAAAAAUAAAAAUUGGAGGUACACAAUAAUUCAAACUAUUUCAAUGCAUUUUCACAAAGUAUGGCUUAAAAAUCAGAAUUAAAUCUGUAAUUUGCACUUUAUAAGGCUUAAAUUACACACACAGAGAGUUAAUGCCCUCCACAUUUUAAGGCAUUUAUGCCUUCCCCCAAAAAAAGGCUGAAUCUACAGUUUGACAAUGACAAAAGAAAUGGAAUCAUAUGCUAACAUUAUCAUUUAGAGAAUAUAUGAAAAAAGGCAUUGUUUGCCUAUAAAUUUGCAGUUCCUGUGUUGAUAGUGUUAGUGAACAGAGCAAAUAGAGCAGAGCAAGCAAAACACAAUGUUGAGAAGCUCUGAUGAUGAUUACAUUGCCAGGCACCACCAAGGUUGGAGCACAACUUCCAACGACUACUACGCUCAUGUUUCCCGGAUAGAGAAGUCGCCGAGCAUCCUCCAUGACGCCCCCCAGUACCCGAAUGUUCACCUGAUCUUCAAGAACAAGGCCGUCCACGAGGAAGAACAAGUCGUCCCCCCCAAAAAACAUGCUCCAGAGGCUAGCAAGAAAGUCCACUUUGUUGAGGCUGAGAAAACCACGGAAUGUGACAGGAAUGGAGGCAGAGGCGGCAAUGCUCAGGAAGACAGCUUCGACGAGGAUGCUAAUGGCUUCAUCACACAGAAGCACAAGAACUUUGAGCUGUGCAAGUGGAGGAGCUUCAAAACGUAGUGAUAGCACACACAUAUUAGCAGCAGGCAAAGUACCACAUAUAUGAUGUUACUAAUUGUGUGGUUAAUUAGUUGGUUAAAUAAAAAUGCCUGUUUUUAGUUUGUA